Messenger RNA from Onychostoma macrolepis, 2709 nucleotides. RefSeq names its product immunoglobulin-like domain containing receptor 1a (gene ildr1a). Lineage: Eukaryota; Metazoa; Chordata; Actinopteri; Cypriniformes; Cyprinidae. The record is from RefSeq and is a predicted model, not a curated record. The transcript is spliced from 8 exons. Gene Ontology annotation, cellular component: plasma membrane. The coding region runs from base 188 to 1633 and encodes 481 amino acids. Gene Ontology annotation, molecular function: high-density lipoprotein particle receptor activity.
GGGUGGAGUAAUGAUGAUGAUGAUGACGAGUAGGAGGAAGAGGACAGCAGAGAAAACACAAACCAGACUCUGAGAGAGACGCAACUUAACGUGAAAUCUUCUCGAAUAAAAUGCAGUUUUGAGCGAUCUGCUCCUCCGCUUUCAUCAGAUUCUCUCUCGCGCUGUUUCUGGAGUUUAUCAGAUCAUCAUGAGGCGGAUGAUCGUGUGUGCGCUGCUUCUGAGUCUCCUGGCCUCAGGGAUUGUGUGCAUCCAGGUCAGCCUCUCUGAGUCGGAGAAGCGCACGACUCUCUUCGCGUCGGUCAUCUUGCGCUGUGAUUACUCCACCUCCGCUCAGCUGCAGAAUGUGGUGGUCACUUGGAGAUACAAGUCCUUCUGCAAAGACCCUGUUCUGGACUACUACUCCACAGCGUACCAGUCUUCACUUCAGUUGGGUCGAGAUCCUGCCAAUGACUGCGUGGACUCGCAACGCACCAUCCGAACCGUGGCUCAGAAACUGGGAUCCAACGAGGCGAUGCUGGGCAACGAGUACAGAGAUCGCAAAAUCUACAUUCAGAACAAGGCUGAUCUGGUCAUUCAGGAGGUGAUGUGGUGGGAUAACGGGAUGUAUUUCUGCUCUGUGGAAGCACCUGGAGACACAGCCGGAGAUUCAGACCAAGAGAUGAAGCUCAUCGUGUACCAUUGGCUGACGGUUCUCCUCAUCGUCUUCGGUGCGCUGAUGCUCAUCAUCCUCUUGUGUAUCUGCUGCUGUCAGUGCUGUCCGCAGAAGUGCUGCUGUUACGUGCGCUGCCCCUGCUGCCCAGAGACCUGCUGCUGCCCCGCAAAACUGGUGAUGCAGCACCGGAUGAUGAAGGAGGCGCAGAAGGCCAUGUCUCCGUGGAUGAACGGUCAGCCGAUCUACGCCCCGAUGAGCAACCACAGCUCCUCGUACCAGAUGAACCCCAUGCUGUACGCAGGCUCCGUGUCAGGUAAAGGUGGGAUGACGCCGGUGCCUCUGCCUCCUCCUCACAUGGCAGCGAUGUCUCCUCACGGUGUUCCCGGUAACGGCAGCGCUCACGGGACGAAUCAGGUGCUGGACUAUCUGGAGCAUCAGAUGCAGGGCAUGGACGUCUCCAGCCCUCAGCUGCAGCCCUCCAUCCCUCUGCAGCAUCUUCCUCCUCCUCCCCAGCACAUGCCCCAGCGCAUCCCCUUCUCCGCCGGGCCCCCCAGCAUGCUCUCCGGCCUGGACGACGGCCCCCUGUCCCGCAGGGCCCCGCCUGGCUCUCGAGGAGCCCACUCCAGCGGCUCGUACCAGCGCUAUCCUCGCCCGGCCGUCCAGCGCAGCUACAGUCAGGAGGACAUGCUGGACACUCGGAGCCGGCCCGGAGCGUACCGGCCCCGCUCACGCUCCAGAGAGGACCUGCUGGCUGACGAGCGCCGGGGCCCAUCCAGACGAGACAAUUAUUCCCCUCUGCCCCACCGCGGCUCCUGGAGCUCAGCCGCUGACGAGGACAGCAGACGAGGAGGCGCUCGAGGAGGAGGCUGGAACGAUUAUCUGCCCAGCUACAGCGAGUACGAGCCGGGGAAGAAGCCGACCAAGCGGCCCGAGCGCUUCUCUGAUAAGAGCUCUCGCAGCGGCACCAGUAUAGUCAUCUGAUCACAGCGCUGUAGACCGACUUCACGGAGGUGUCUGUGUUCAUCUGCACAGAACAAAGCACAUUUAUUUUAUUGAACAUGUUUGAAGGAUGUUACUCUGAACACUGAUCGCUGAUUUCUUUUUUAUAUUUUGUGCAGAGCAGUUUAUAUUAAUGUGAAUAUGAAAUCAUCUUCUAGUAAUGACAUUAGAGGAAGCUGUAUUUUAAUGAUAUAAUUUUUUAGGUUGCUUGGGUUUCAGGAUGUAUCUGUAUACUGUACAUAUAACUUCUUUUGUGUCAAUAUAUUUAUUAAUAUAUUGGGUUUUUAGUAAUGUAGCCACAGCAUAGGGAUAUAAUGCAGUACAACACAAGAAAUGUGAAUGAGACUCUUGUUUGCAUUAAAUGUUAUGACUCCUGAAAUGCUAAUUAUCAGAUCAGUAAUGAGUUAUUGGUUUUUGAUGUGUGCUUGCUAUGAAUGAACUGUGAACAUCAGUGCUUUGUCUUUGGCUGCAUGAACACAAAGAAUAACUUAUACAGACGUCCAAUGUGUGUUUAGUUUUAUUGAUCAAACUCAGGUCACGCUGUUCUUUAGUCUUUCUGUAAAUAGUGUCUUUGUGUGUCUUUUACAGACUGCUUCCUGCAUCCAAGUUAAAAACCAAUCAUUCUUCAGCCUCACGUUUAUAUGAAGUUUGUGAAUCACUGUUCUUGCAUCUGAGCUGUACUGAUGGCAGGCGUUGUGCAAAUGUAAAGAACAGCCUGCUUAUUAAUGUUUGUGCAUCUCGUGCAGACACUUUUCCAUCUGCUUAAAUAAAUCCUGAGGUCUGUACACGUUGUUCAGUGCUUCUUGAUCUUCAGGCCAGUAUCAUCUGAUCACAGCAUGCAUUCAUGGCUUCGAGCAGAGCGAGUGAUUUCUCUGAGCUGGAGCUGAAGGACUGUGGUUUUAUUCAUAUAGCUGUGGUUCACACGAGUCACCUGAGCAAGGUGUUUCUGAUCAUAUUUGCUCUGUUACAGAACCCCAGGCGGUUUCACAAAACAAUUAAAACAGGAAGUUAAAAUACGAUAUGUGCAGCAACAUGUGUUCCCAUAUUACACAAAGUAC